AAUACAGCUGCUGGUGGAGAUUGAUAAUGAAAUGAAAACGGCCAACACUUCGUUUCAUUUCAUUACACUCUUAAGCUUCAGUUGAUCAUAACUUAAAACUGAAACUGAAGCGUAUAAGAGAACAUUUUUUGUUUGACAUAGUGCUACAACUUACUUAGUUGUUACUUGCAUGCCAAAUUUGUCUUAAAUUAAGACAUGCACUUUUACUAGAAGAGGAAUAUUGGAAAUAUUUUGAAAUUAAAGAUAAGAGUGAGCAAAUUAAAAUCAUAAUUAUACAGGAAAACUACAUAUCUUGUCUUGGGAAGAGUGACAAAUUGGAUUGAACUACUUCGCCGUACUUUAGAAAGAUGCGUACGACAACUGCAUUGGUGGCAGGCAUACUCUGUCUCAGUUUGUUGCCUUUCAUCAACUCUGACGAGUUGCAGUGGGACGAGCUGAUAUUUACGCAGGAGUGGGGUUUCGCCGCCUGUCGCCAAUUUAAAGACCGAUUAGGUCCUGGCUCCGAGAAAAGGUGCAGAUUUGAGGGAAAGCCAUCAAUUUGGUCUGUCCAUGGGAUUUGGCCUACUAAAGAAGGGUCACAGGGGCCUAAUUUUUGCAAAAAAGUGAAAUUCGAUAUUAAUGCACUCAACCCCAUUCUUCCUGAUCUAAACCAAUACUGGUAUGAGAUCGAUGAUACCAAAGACGCUCAUCAUUUUUGGGAACAUGAAUGGCUCAAACAUGGUUCCUGUGCAAUGGAACUUGACAUUUUUGGAACAGAACUAAAAUACUUUGGGGAAGGCGUAGCUCUUCGGAACAAACUCGAUCUUUACACCAUUUUAAAAUCUGGUGGAGUCAUCCCAAGUCCAACAGCGGGGUACAAAUUGAACGACAUUCACAAAGCGUUUCAACAAGCACUCGGAAGCGAGACUGCCAUUCCAUACGUUCAAUGUCUGAGAACUACGAACCAAGACGCAAAUUCUUUGGAAUAUCACAUGCUCGCGAUUGAAAUCUGCUUAGACAAGGAUCUCAAAGUUUUAGAUUGCUCGAGAGAACAGAGUCGCGAUGUUUCCGCAAUGUAUGGAGACCAAGCGGGCCCAUGCCCUGCUGAUGGCCCCAUUUUGUACACCGACUACAAUUUUCAAAGAGGUUCCAAAAUUAAAAGUCAUCACAGAAUGAAACCGUUUUUUGCGAAGAAUCUCCCACUUCCUUCAAAAUAUUGGAAUAAGCUAAAAUCACAAAUACCCAUCGAUCUCUAUGGGACUCAAUCAUUUCUGAAAAUGUUUUAUAUGUAUAAAUAUCAAAAAUAAUUUAUUGUUUUUAUCAGUAAUUAGCAAAUGGAAUAAAAUCCGUAUGAAAUAAAAAAUUAUUGGCUUCACAAUUUA
This is a messenger RNA of Folsomia candida, 1361 nucleotides long. RefSeq names its product ribonuclease Oy (gene RNaseX25). The record is from RefSeq and is a predicted model, not a curated record. Lineage: Eukaryota; Metazoa; Arthropoda; Collembola; Entomobryomorpha; Isotomidae. Gene Ontology annotation, cellular component: extracellular region. Gene Ontology annotation, biological process: RNA catabolic process. Gene Ontology annotation, molecular function: RNA binding; ribonuclease T2 activity. The coding region runs from base 348 to 1286 and encodes 312 amino acids. The transcript has 7 exons.